AUACCGCUUAUGUAUGUAACGGGUAAACAUGGAUGUGUAAAGAAAGAGGUUAUCAAAGGACAAGAAAGGGAAGACUUGAGCUUUUGUCCCUCAACUCCAGAGGGACACCUAAAACCACCAAUAAAAGAGCAUGGGUCUGAGAAACGAAAGUGACGUCACAACCCAGAAAACGAAACUGGGCGGGAACUUUCCUGGAACAGACGUAUAAAAGGGCUGCAAAGCCCUCUGUGAAGUGUGUGCUGGUGAAGCUGAGGCUCCCUUUGGCACCCAGCGCUGCUUUACUCAUUCCUUAUCGAAUAAACAGCCUUGCUGCUAAGAAUCCUUGAUUACCAGCUGCGUUUAUAACAGCCCCACUCCAGCAGAGCCAGCAGCAUCAAAAGGAAGGUCCCAGCUCAGAGCACACCCGGCACAGCUCCCCCUCCAGCCCAGCCCACCAUGGUAUGGGGAAUAGCUGAAGCCCUUGGAGCUGCAGUUGGAGCAGGAGUGGCACUGGUUGCCGCCCCGGCGGUGGUUGCUGGGCUGGGGUUCACCGCAGGCGGCAUCGCCGCUGGAUCCAUCGCUGCCAAGAUGAUGUCGGCAGCUGCCAUCGCCAACGGAGGGGGAGUGGGCAGCCGGCAGCACCGUGGCUGUGCUGCAGUCCAUCGGAGCUGCAGGUUUCUCUCUUGGUGCCAAACUUGGGCUGACAAGUGCCUUGGGGUCACUCGGGGCAGCAGCCGGUGCUUCGCUGCCCUUGAGGAAGAAGACUCGGAGUGACAAACCCAAGAAAAGUUAACUCCAGGUGACAAACCCAAGGAGGGAGCAGCUCCAGAUGCAGAACCCAAGAGAGGUGCUGAUCCUGAGGAGUUGCCAGGCAGCGUGGCACGUGAUGGGAAGUCCCCACAGACCCCACCCUCGCAAAAGCUUUGGAUUCCCCUGAGCAAUGAGUGCCCCGAAGCCAAUAAAGUUGCUUUGCCUGCAGCAGA
This is a messenger RNA of Manacus vitellinus (golden-collared manakin), 962 nucleotides long. Its product is annotated as interferon alpha-inducible protein 27-like protein 2. Gene Ontology annotation, biological process: apoptotic signaling pathway. The record is from RefSeq and is a predicted model, not a curated record. The transcript is spliced from 5 exons. Bases 436 to 753 code for a protein of 105 amino acids. Gene Ontology annotation, cellular component: membrane; mitochondrion. NCBI's taxonomy places the organism in Eukaryota, Metazoa, Chordata, Aves, Passeriformes, Pipridae.